AUGGAAAAGCAAAGCAGGUGGUCGGAGCAGCGCUCCGAGCAGCGCUCCGAGCAGCGCACCGAGCAGCACACUGAGCGACGGGAGCAUCUUGUGCAGCAGCAGGAGCGCGUACAGCGCACCGAGCACCACUACACUCAUCAGAUGCUCACUCAGCAACGAUUGGAGAGUGCCGCUGACCGCAUGCCAAUUACUUCUGGACGACCAGGGGAUCCUUCUCCGCCGAUUUUUGAACAAAUAUUUAAAAAUGCGAGAUUCGCUCAAGGUGGCAAUGCAAAAUUUGAAGGCAAACUUAGAGGUAAUCCUACACCAGUAGUGUCAUGGACGAGAAAGAAGGCACCUUUAGUAGAAUGCAACAAAUAUAGCAUGAAUUAUAACGAACAAACUGGUGAUGUCUCAUUGCUUAUAAAGCAAAUUGGCCCUGGUGAUGAAGGUGAAUAUACAUGCACAGCGCGUAACCAAUAUGGUGAAGCGAUAUGUUCAGUAUACAUACAACCAGAGGGUGUUCCCGUUCCAGCACAUCAAAACUCACAACAACAAUGUUAUCGGCAUGUCAGUGAAAGUGUCGAACACAAAUCCUAUGGUACUCAAGGAUAUAACACAGAGCAAACUCAUCAGACUCAGAAAAUUGCUUACACAAAUGGAACCGAUCAUUCUUCUACCGAAGACUUUAAAGUUGAUACUUUUGAAUAUAGACUAUUAAGAGAAGUCUCAUUCCGAGAAUCGAUUACUCGUCGUUAUAUAGGGGAAAGUGAUAUUCAUAUUAAUACCGAAAUCGACAAGACCCUAGGAGGAGUUUCCCCACCAAAAAUAGGACAAAAACCAAGAAAUUCUAAACUACAGACUGGAAUGGACGCGCAGUUUCAAGUACAACUAUCUGGUAAUCCAAAACCGAGAGUCACGUGGUUUAAGAAUGGACAAAGAAUAACAAAUUCAAGCAAACAUGAAAUAGUUACGAAUAAAAGUCAAACGACGCUUAGGGUAAGAAAUACACAAAAGUCUGAUGUAGGUCAUUAUACACUACUCGCAGAAAACCCCAAUGGUUGUAUUGUUACGUCAGCAUACCUUGCCGUCGAAUCUCCUACAGAGACAUAUGUACAAGACCAAAAAUCGCAAUACAUUAUGGAUACACAACAAACAGGUAUAGAAGAAAGGGUUGAAAUUAGCGAAAAAUCUCUCGCUCCGCAGUUUGUAAGAGUUUGCCAAGACAGAGAUGUAACAGAGGGCAAGAUGACGCGAUUCGAUUGCCGCGUCACAGGCAGACCUUACCCAGAAGUCACGUGGUUCAUUAAUGAUAGACAGAUUCGGGACGAUUAUAAUCAUAAGAUUUUAGUAAACGAAUCCGGAAAUCACGCUCUUAUGAUUACAAAUGUCGAUCUUAGUGACAGUGGUGUAGUUACAUGUGUAGCACGAAACAAAAGCGGUGAAACGUCGUUUCAAUGUAGGUUAAAUGUAAUAGAAAAGGAGCAAGUAGUGGCUCCUAAAUUUGUUGAACGUUUCAGCACUUUGAGUGUUCGUGAAGGUGAACCUGUAGUGCUUAAUGCACGUGCGGUUGGCACACCUACACCUCGGAUCACAUGGCAGAAGGAUGGCGUAGCGAUUAUACCCAAUCCAGAAUUACGAAUUAAUACCGAAGGUGGGGCCUCGACGCUGGACAUUCCGCGAGCCAAGGCGUCGGAUGCGGCAUGGUACCAGUGUACGGCCCAGAACGUCGCAGGCUCCACUGCCACUCGGGCUAGGCUCUAUGUUGAAGUUCCAAAAGAGCCACCGCCUGAACAAAAGCGUUUACACUUGCCUCGACCAACAAAAAUUAUUGAGCCAGAACCUGCUCCUGGACCUGAAAUUAUAUACUUAAGACACGUAGAAAGAGCACGACCGUACAUCCCUCCGGGCGAGGAAGAUCGAAUUUACCCUCCACCACAGUUCAUUAUUCCACUUAAGAGUGUUACACAGAUGGAAGGUGGGAAAAUUCAUUUUGAAACUAGAAUAGAACCUGUAGGCGAUCCGUCUAUGAAAAUUGAAUGGUUAAGAAAUGGACAGAGUAUCGAAGCCAGUUCUAGGUUCACUUCUAUUUUUCGAUUUGGAUAUAUAUCUUUAGAUAUGCUUAGUCUUAAUAUCCAUGAUAGUGGAGAAUAUACAUGCCGAGCCGUUAGUGCAACAGGCGUUGCUGAAACAAAAGCCAUGUUGCAUGUUACGCCAAGGGCAAUUAUCGAAAGAACAAGCCAACAUCCAGAAAGUUUACAAUAUAUACAACAGCUGGAAGAUUACUCAAAGUUCCAGCGAGAAGAAUCAAUUGAGGAACAAAUUUCACAACGGCCUCAAUUCAUAAAGCAAUUACAAGACCUUGGCGAGCUUCAAGAGGGCAGAAAUGCUCAUUUUGAAGCGCAACUUACUCCCGUAAGUGAUCCUACUAUGAGAGUUGAAUGGUAUAAAGAUGGCAGACCAAUCACAGCCAGUUCGCGAAUCACGUCAAUCUUCAACUUCGGUUACGUCUCCCUUAACAUCAUGCACCUACGGGCUGAAGAUGCUGGUUCGUAUACUGUCAGGGCUGUAAAUAAGCUUGGUGAAGCCAUCAGUACUGCAUCAAUUAGAGUAGCAGCUAGGAGUACAGUUACAUCAGAUCUCGGCAUACCAGAGCAGCGAAGAUAUAUUGAAAAAACAGAACAACUUGAAGCAUAUCAACAACAACAGUAUCAGAAAUAUUAUCAGGAAAUUCCAGAAAGUACACAACGACCUGAAUUUAAAACCCCUAUAAAAGAUCAAAUUAAUAUUAAAGAAGGAGGAUUUGCUCAUUUUGAGGCUCGAUUAGAGCCGGUAGGAGAUUCUACUCUAAAAGUAGAAUGGUUAAAGGAUGGACGUCCUGUUGAAGCAAGCUCCAGAAUUACCACUUUCUUUAACUUUGGGUAUGUUGCGCUUACAAUAAAGUCUGUGACUAUUCAUGACGCAGGUCAUUACACAUGUCGAGCAUAUAACGCUUUUAGUCAAGCAACAACCAGUGCUAAUCUAACAAUUAUAACAAAGAAAGAUAUAAUAGCUGAAUCACAACAUCCAGGUGGUUUAGAAAAAAUUCAGUAUUUAGAAGAUUCUAGCAAGUACUCCAGACGAGUAGAAGAAGAGUUGCAAAUUACACAAAAACCAAGAUUUUUAGGUCCAUUAAAAGGUACAAAUAAAAUCGUAGAAGGACAAAGUGCUCACUUUGAAGCUAGGGUUGAGCCACAAAGUGAUCUUACUAUGACAGUUGAAUGGUAUUUUAAUGGAAAAUUAAUAAAAACUGCAAACCGAAUACAGACUUACCACGAUUUCGGAUAUGUUGCAUUAGAUAUAUCAGGAGUCAGAUCGGAUGAUACUGGAGUUUAUACUGUUGUAGCAAGGAAUGCCGCUGGUGAAGCUCAAUUGAGUGCAUCAAUGACAGUUGAAACCCGAUCAAGUAUCGAUACAUCAAGCAUUCAUCGUGGCUUAUAUGAAAAGACUAGACAUAUUGAAGAAUCUAAGUUUGUAGAACCAAUGUAUCAUAUAGAGGAAAUUUCGAAAUCUAAGCCUAUAUUUAUACAGCCACUGUCAGAUCCGCAACCGGUUUCUGAAGGAAAAAAUAUUCAUUUAGAAUGCCGUUUGGAACCUAUGGGUGACCCAACUAUGAGAGUUGAAUGGUUCCAUAACGGAAGAGCUGUUACUGUGGGAUCUCGCUUUAGAACUUAUUAUGAUUUUGGUUUCGUGGCCUUAGAUAUUAUUCAUGCUACAUCCGCAGAUCAAGGAGAAUACACAGUAAGGGCAGUAAAUCAUUUAGGUUCUGCUCAUACUUCUGCAAUGGUGCGAGUAAUAGAGAGAUCAGAUAUAGUUACAGAUACUCAAAAUGAACAAGCUUUUGAGCAGAUACAAAUACUAGAGGAUUCUACACGAAGAACGAAACAUCAACAAGAAGAUAUAACGGUAAUGCAAGCACCACAUUUUUCACGGGCACUACAUAAUAUUGAAACAGUUGAAGGUACUAAUGUGCACUUGGAGUGCAGAUUGCAACCAGUUGGAGAUCCCACCAUGAAAGUUGAAUGGUUUUGCAAUGGUAGACCCAUAAAGACAGGACACAGAUUUAGACCAGCCUAUGAAUUCGAUUACGUUGCACUUGACCUUUUAAGUGUUUACCCCGAAGAUUCUGGUGUAUACACAUGUCAAGCCACAAACCAGCUUGGAGAAGCAGUAACUUCAUGCGCUUUACGCGUAUUAGCCAAAAAGGACUUAAUUUUUGACUCACAGCACCCCUCUGGUUUGGAAAAAAUCCAAUAUUUAGAAGACGCUUCGCGUUAUAAGAAAUCCGAGGUAAUUGAUGAAUCUUUUAACAUUAAACCUCAUUUUGUUACCAAACCAAAAUCCAUUGACAACGUAAAAGAGGGUCAACAUGUUCACUUCGAAUGUAAACUCGAACCAGUUACUGAUCCUAAUUUAAAGGUGGAAUGGUUCAAGAACGGCCAGCCUGUAACUAUAGGCCACAGAUUUAGGCCAAUACACGAUUUUGGAUAUGUAGCCUUAGAUAUUAUUGAUUUGAUUGCAGAAGAUUCUGGUAUAUAUACAUGCAGAGCAGUUAAUCUUAUUGGCAGUGAUGAAGUGAGUUGCAAAUUAUCUUGUCGAAGUACCGCUGAUAUUAUUCGAGCUACUCAAAAUGAAGCUGGCUUAGAACAGAUUCAAGUUUUAGAGGAUAGAUCUAAGUUUUCUAGAACUGACUUCGUAGACGAAGUUACAACGCAAGCACCUAUAUUUACAACAUCUCUGAAAAAUAUUGAAAUAAAAGAAGGACAAAGAGCUCAUUUUGAAUGCCGCUUAAUACCUGUCUCAGAUCCCACCAUGAAAGUUGAGUGGUAUCACAAUAAUAAACCUUUAAAAAGUGGUUCACGAUUUACUGAAACUAAUAACUUUGGGUUUGUGGCUCUUGACAUCAUGGCUUGCUUACCAGAAGAUUCCGGUACGUACACUUGCCGGGCUAUAAAUGCUUUAGGUGAAGCCGUGACCUCAGGAAAUGCAGUGGUGCAUUCCAAAAAAUCGAUUUAUUUAGAAUCACAACACGAAGGGGCUCUUCCUAGACUAAAUCAAUUAGAAACGUCAAGGCAUCAAAAGCCAUUAGCACAGGAUGAAUUUACAACUCAGGCACCAGUAUUCACGAUGCCAAUGAAAGAUAUCCGGGUAGCUGAAAAUCAGGCUGUGCACUUUGAAGCAAGACUCAUACCCGUCGGUGACCCUAAACUGCGUGUAGAAUGGUUACGAAAUGGUGUGCCUAUUGCAGCCUCUAAUCGUAUUACUACCAUGCACGAUUUUGGAUAUGUCGCUCUUAAUAUGAAAUAUGUGAACCCUGAAGAUUCUGGUACAUAUACAUGCCGAGCAGUUAAUGAAUUAGGAGAAGCAGUAACAUCAUCGACUUUGUUUGUGCAAUCUAAAGCAUCUCUCCAACUGGAAUCGCAACACGAGACCGCAUUAGAAAAAAUCCAGCAAUUGGAAGAUGCCACACGUUAUCACCGUAGAGAAGAUGUUGAAGUUACUGUUAAUCAAGCACCUCGAUUUGUGACUCAUUUGAAUGGUCCGACAAAACUAAUUGAAGGACAAAGUGCGCACUAUGAAUGCCGUAUUGAACCAUAUCCUGAUCCUAAUAUGCGCGUCGAAUGGUACUUUAACGGAAAAGUUCUGCAAAGUGGCCACCGUUAUCGUACUGCUUAUGAUUUCGGGUUUGCAGCUUUAGAUAUACUUACAGUUUAUGGUGAAGAUUCUGGUGAAUACACUUGCAAAGUUAUAAAUAACUUAGGACAAGCAACAUCAACAAUUAAACUAAAUGUUCAAUCCAAGGAAUCAAUAAUUAGAGACACACAACAUGAAAGUGCGCUUGAAAAAAUUCAGUACUUGGAAGAUGAUUCCAGAUAUAAACGAGUUAUCCAUGAGGAGAGUUUUAUUGCUGAAAAGCCUCAAUUUGGAAAACCUAUUAAAAACGCUGAAGUGCCCGAAGGCAAACCAGUACAUUUAGAAGCUACCUUAACGCCAGUUAACGAUCCAACCAUGCGAAUUGAAUGGUACUGUAACGGAAAGCCCAUACAACAAGGACAUAGAUUUAAGACUACAUAUGACUUUGGAUACGUGGCUUUGGAUAUUUUGUACGCUUAUGCCGAAGAUAGUGGGACGUACAUGUGUAAAGCUACGAACGCAGUCGGUGAAGCUAUUACGACAAGUUCGGUGAAAGUUGAUGCUAAAGAAUCUUUAUACUUGGAUACUCUGGAUGCGCAAAGAUUAAGAAAGAUCCAAGAGCUUGAAAAAUACGAGAGACCUAAGCCAGUAGAAGAGGAGCAGCCAGGUCAAAGACCAGUGUUCUUGACUGCUCUAACAAGUCUUGAAAAUCUUAAAGAAGGUGAUCGUGCUCACUUUGAAUGUAGAGUCGAGCCUAUAAAUGAUCCUGAUCUUAAGAUUGAAUGGUUCCUCAAUGGCCAAAGAAUCAAAACUGGUCAUAGAUACAGAACGACACAUGAUUUUGGUUAUGUUGCACUAGACAUAUUAUACACAUACAGUGAGGAUUCUGGUACUUAUAUGUGCAAAGCAUCAAACAAACUUGGUGAAGCAGUUAAUACAUGCACGUUGAAGGUUGCAGGGCACAGAAACAUUAUAUUGGACACUCAACAUCCAAAUGGGCUCGAGAAAAUAAGACAAUUAGAAGCACAAGGUCAUCCUGCUAGAAUAGAAGUCGAAGAGCCCAAAAUUUCACCACCCCGGUUCGUUACUGAACUGCGAGGAACAACACACGUUUAUGAAGGCCAAACUGCGCAUUUUGAAUGUCAAGUUGAGCCUGUACAUGAUCCUAAUUUGAGAAUUGAGUUUUACCACAAUGGCAAAGCCUUGCAAUCUGCAUCACGAUUCCAUAUCACUUUUGAUUUUGGUUAUGUGUCAUUAGAUAUUCAACACUGUGUACCGGAAGAUGCUGGUGAAUACUCCGUAAAAGCUAUAAAUGCACUGGGUCAGUGUACAUCCGCAAUAUCUAUGACUGUAACUGCAAAAGGUAGCAUUAUAUCGGAAUCUCAGCGUCCUGAAGGAUUAGAGAAAAUCAAAGAGUUGGAAUCCGCUGAACCAUUUAAACGACCUGAAAUCCCUGAACCAGUAACUAGACAACGACCUGUGUUUACACAGCCACUUCAAAAUAUUGAUAAUAUACAAGAAGGCCAGACAGCGCACUUUGACUGUAGGCUUAUUCCUGUUGGAGAUCCAACACUCAAAGUAGAAUGGUUCCGCAAUGAAAAGCUUAUUGAAGACAGCUCAAGAAUUACCAAAACGCAUGAUUUUGGAUAUGUAUCUAUGACUAUUACUCACGUACGCGAUGAAGACGAAGGAGUUUAUAUGUGCAGAGCAUCCAACCUAUUAGGAGAAGCAGUGACUACCGCUGCCAUGAGAAUAAAAACUAAAGCAGCUAUUCAAAUGGAAACGCAGCAUCCGGAAGGUAUGAAGAAAAUUCAAAGAUUAGAAGAGCCACAAGCUAAACGGCCAGAAGAACCAGAGCGUGAAUUUGAGAAACCAAUAUUUACACAAGUACUUACUGGUCCUUCAGAAUUAUGGGAAGGACAACACGCCCAUUAUGAAGCACGCGUUGUUCCUGUUGGAGAUCCAAGCAUGCGUUUCGAGUGGUAUAUAAAUGGCGUGGAACUCAAAAUGGGCUCGAGAUUCCGCACAACACAUGACUUUGGUUUUAUUACCUUAGACAUAAACUCGGUUGUUUCGGAUGACGCUGGUUUAUAUAUGUGCAAAGCAAUAAAUAAAGCUGGUAGUACAGUGUCUUCAACUUCACUUAAAGUAAAGACAAAAUCUACAAUAGUAGAUUCGACUAUGAGACCAGAAUCGUGGGAACAGAUACAAUUAAAAGAAGCAGCCAUGAACAAAGUUCCAGAAAUGUUUAUCGAUUCGGGAGUGCAACAAGCGCCUAUUUUCACCACUCAUCUAAAAAGUUACGAUAAAUUAGUUGAAGGACAACAUGUACACCUAGAAGCUCAAGUAGAACCACGAACUGAUCCCAAUUUGAGAAUCGAGUGGUUUAAAAACGGAGUUUCCUUAACUACUGGUUCCAGAUUGAAGAGCACAUUUGACUUUGGAUUAGUUACUCUCUCUAUAAACUCUUUACGAAUUGAUGAUUCCGGAAUUUAUACGUGCAAGGCUACCAAUUUAAUGGGAGAAGCAGUAUCUACUGCAUCCAUAAAGAUCGAAGACCGUCACUGGUUACUUGGCGAGUCACUUCACCCUGAAUCUUUGGACCGGAUUGGAGCAUUGGAACGACCUAAGCCAGCGAAGCCCGAAACACCGGAGCCUGUAUAUGAAAUACCAGUAUUUAUUUCUCAUCUAAAUAAUAUAAUUUGUAAAGAAGGUGAUAAUAUUCAUUUUGAAUGUAGUGUUGAACCAUCUAGGGAUCCUACUCUCAAGAUUGAAUGGUUCUUUAACAACAAACCUCUCCCAUCGGGAACUAAAUAUAAAAGUACUCAUGAUUUCAGUUAUGUAGCUUUAGAUAUAACUCACACUUAUGAAGAAGAUUCUGGUAUUUACACUUGUAAAGCCACUAAUGCCAAGGGUUCUGCUACAACUUCAGGAUCACUAAGAUGUACUGGCGAUAAGAACAUUUAUUUCGACACGCAACAUCCGCAAGGAAAGGCUGGCUUAGAAGCUGUUGAACAGGCUGAAGAAGCUAGGCUUUCUAAGAGCAGAAGAACAUCUCUACCAGAUACUGAAUAUCCAGCACCCGAAUGGGUAGUAACAUUAUCCGCUGAAAAUAAUUUGAUAGAAGGACAAGCACUUCAUCUUGAGGGUCAAGUUGAACCUAAAAAUGACCCGAACUUAAAAUUAGAAUGGUACUUCAAUGGAAAAGUCCUCGAGCAAGGUUCAAGAUUUAAAUUAACCAGCGAUUUCGGAUUUGUUACUUUAGACUUAAUUGACGUUUAUGAAAGAGAUAGUGGUAUUUAUACGUGUAAAGCUUAUAACAAAAAAGGUGAAGCAUUUACGUCUUCCACCGUUUAUUGCACAAGUAAAGAAAAUCUUAUUGAAAAAACUCAGCAUCCUAAAGGUGUUGAAGGACUGGAGAAGAUUCAAAACCUUGAAGAUUAUCUUCGCAAGGAGCCAAGUGUUAAACCGGACGAUGACACCGGAAGACCUCCUGAAUUCACUACGGUUUUCACAGACAUAGUUGAUAUAAGUGAAGGUCAAAUUGCCCAUUAUGAGGCGUCCCUUAUACCUACUGGUGAUCAAAGUAUGGUAAUCGAAUGGUUCUAUAAUGGAAAAGCUAUUGAAGCCAGUCAUCGUAUCCGUACUGUGUAUGCCUUUGGAAUGGUAGUCUUAGAAAUCCUCGGUACAAAGACUUCUGACUCGGGAACAUAUUCUUGUCGGGCAACUAACAAGUGGGGUCAAGCUGAAAUAAGCUGCAGAUUAAAUUGUGUUGAUAAAAGCAAGGGACAAAAACCUCGCUUCACUACACAUAUUCAAAAUAUUGAAGGCCUCAAGGAUGGACAGUCAGCUCAUUUCGAAUGUACAUUAGUGCCCGUUGAUGAUCCAGAUUUGAAAAUAGAAUGGUACCAUAAUGGGCAACCAUUACGCCAUUCAACCAGAAUAAAAACAGUUUCAGAUUUUGGAUUUGUCGUUCUUGACAUAGCGUACACCCAAAACCAUGAUACUGGUGAAUACGUUUGUAGAGCCUAUAAUAAAUAUGGUGAAGACUUCACCAAAGCUACAAUAACAUGUUAUGGUAAAGGUGGUGUUUACUUAGACAGUUUACAACCUGAUUCACUUGCUAAGAUUAGGGAGUUGGAGAGUCUUCAAGGAGUACAGCAACAAUCACUUCCUGCACCUUCCGCAGAACCACCUAAAUUUAUCACUCAAAUUCAAGAUGUAACGAAAUUAGUUGAAGGUCAAAGUGCACACUUUGAGGCAAGAUUAGUGCCGGUUGAUGAUCCAGACUUAAAGGUUGAAUGGUACUAUAAUGGUAAAAAAUUACCCCACGGACAUAGGUAUAGAACUUUCCACGAUUUUGGUAUCGUAAUUUUAGAUAUUUUAUAUUGCUACGAAGAAAAUUCUGGUGAAUACGAAUGUAUUGCAACUAAUAAAUUAGGACGUGAUUCGACAAAAGCAAGUCUGAAGUGCACAUCAAAGGAGAAUUUAAUCUUGGACUCGCAACUCCCGCGGGGCAUGGAAGGAGGCUUAGAAAAGUUGCAGACAUUGGAGGAUUCUAUGAUACGCAAAAAGGAAAUAACUAUAGAUGAACAACGAGGCAAAGCACCUGUAUUUACAGUACCACUUUCCAAUAUAGAAAACUUGAGAGAAGGAGAAAAUGCACAUUUCGAAGCACGUCUUACGCCAACCGAUGACCCCAACUUAAAGGUUGAAUGGUAUUGGAACGGAAAAUCUUUAAAAGCUGGAUCUAGGUUUAGAACAUUUUGUGACUUUGGCUUUGUCAUACUCGAAAUAUCUCCUACGUACCCAGAAGAUUCCGGAGAAUAUUCAUGCCGGGCUUAUAACAACUAUGGUGAGGCAGUCACUACGGCUACCAUGAAAGUCCAAGGAAAGAGAAACAUCAUUUUGGAAUCGCAACUGCCAAAAGGAAUGGAAGGUACUAUAGACAAAAUUGCUGCUUUAGAAGGGUAUACUGGUACAGUAGAUUCUUUGACUCCCGAAACUGAAAGUGGCAACCCACCUGAAUUUAUUACUACGCCGUCAGAUCUUAUAUUGUCGGAAAAUUCUUCAGCACACUUUGAAUGUCGCUUGAUUCCCGUCAACGAUUCCAGCAUGAGAGUUGAAUGGUUCCAUAAUGGUAAACCACUUCUUACGGGUUCUAGAGUAAAAACAAUUAAUGAUUUUGGAUUUGUUAUAUUAGAAAUUGGUGGAGUUUACCAACGUGAUGCUGGUCUUUACACUUGUAAAGCUACAAAUAGGCACGGGGAAGCAACUGUAUCGUGCAAGUUACAAGUUAAAGGAAGGCAAGGAAUUAUUCUUGAGCCCCAACUUCCAUCUCACUUUAAAUCAGGAACUGAAAGUAUUCAAAAGUUAGAAGAAACAUUGUACAAACGUGAAGAGAUAACUGUGGAGGAUGAAAAACCAAAUCCACCGAGAUUCACAGUAGAAAUUAAAGAUAACCUUGAUGUGCCUGAAGGUGGACCGAUCCACUUCGACUGUCGGGUUGAACCUGUUGGUGAUCCAACAAUGAGGAUUGAUUGGUUCCACAAUGGAAGGCCAUUUGCUACUGGCUCUCGAGUACAUAUGUUAAAUGACUUUGGUUUUAUUGCUUUAGAUAUCGAUUACAUUUAUAGUCGGGACGUAGGUGAAUAUACUUGUCGAGCGACUAAUAAGUGGGGAUCAGCUACAACUACAGCAAAAAUAACGUGUAGUACAAAACGAGACAUUGUACUAGAAUCCCAGUUGCCUCAGGGAAUGAGUGGAGAGAAAAUUAAAGAACUGGAAAGGGGACGCAUUAGUGAUGCACCUAAAGAAGAACAUGUUGUUAAUACUCCACCAAAAUUCAUAACACAAAUCCAAUCACAUACAAUUGAAGAAUCAGAAUCCGUACGUUUUGAAUGCAGAGUAGAACCUAAAGAAGAUCCUAAGUUGCGUAUUGAGUGGUACAGAAAUGGGAAAUUGUUACCAUCAGGACAUAGAUUCCGUACUGUAUAUGAUAUGGGUUUCGUUUCCCUUGAUAUAUUAUAUGUCUACGCCGAAGAUUCAGGCGAAUAUGUAUGCCGCGCGAUUAAUGACUUUGGUGAAGAUACUACUAAAGCAACAGUAUCAUGUAAACGUUUGCCUGAUAUAAUACUCCAAAAUCAGGUACCCAGAGGUAUGAAAAAAUCGGAAGCUUUAACUCAAAUGGAGGCUACUAUUAAAAAAUACACGUCUGAAGUCUUUUUGACCGAAGACGAUCUAUACGAUGCUGAUAAAAAACAGCCACCUCGUUUUGUAACACAAAUUCAGAGUCAGACUACUUUAGUGGAGAUGGAAUCAACCAAAUUUGAAUGUCAGCUGGCGCCAGUAGGAGAUCCUAAUAUGAAAGUUGAAUGGUUUUUCAAUGGCAAGCCACUUCUACAUAAAAAUCGGUUUACACCAAUUUAUGAUUUCGGUUACGUUGCAAUGAACUUUGGUUGGGUAUAUCCCGAGGAUAGUGGCGAAUAUCUGUGUCGUGCUACCAAUCUUUAUGGUAUGGAUGAAACAAGAGCUGUAAUUAAAACUGCUGGCAAGCCAGGUAUUGUGUAUGAUUCACAAUUGCCAAAACAUAUGAAGAGUAUUGAGAAAAUUCGAGAGAUGGAAGCAUCAUGGCAAGUAGCACCGGAGCCAGCAGUUGAAGAAACAAAAGAACGUUGUGCACCUGUCUUUGUGAGCCGACCCGAACCAGUAACAGUUGAAGAAGGGGAAUGGGCUCGGUUUUGCUGUCGUGUUACCGGCCAUCCUAAGCCGCGUGUUAUGUGGCUUAUAAAUGGAAAUACUAUCGUUAACGGUUCAAGAUACAAACUGACUUACGACGGAAUGUAUCACUUGGAUAUACCCAAAACUAGGCAAUACGAUACGGGAAAAAUAGAAGUAAUUGCCAGGAGCUCGGUUGGCGAAGCAGUAGCCACGACCGAAUUAAAAGUAAUUCCAAGACAUGACGAUUACAGAAGUGUUCUUAAAAAUGCACCAAGACCUUGGUACGACGAAACAACACAAUAUCAACGAACUGGAACUGAGCUAGAAAAGACGUUUGAAGAAAGGCAAGUAAUGCAACGACAAGGGGCAAUUGACCAUAGGCCUGAAUUAAAGCCAAAAGUUAUAAAAGAACCCGAAACUGAGUGGCAACAAACAGUUAAAAAGAAGAAAAGUGAGGAAUAUUACAAUAAGAUUCAAGAAUUGGAAAACGAGCAAGUCGUAAAGGAAAGCAGAUUGAGAGAAUCAACUCAUCAAUAUGCCAUUCCUGGUGAAAAAGUAACGAGUAGCUCGGUUGCAAGGUCAAUGGCCCAGAAAUACGAAAAUAAUUUAGAACAAACUGAGGAAGUCAUUGAAAAACAAGUACAGAAGAAAACUCUUAAGACUAGAGUCCCAGAGCCAUCCGAGUCUGUUAUUCAUGGCAAGGAGGUUCAUGUAGCUAAACAGAAGCAAAUUCAAAAAGAGGUUGUUGGUGACACCGAAAUCACGCGUAAAAUUAUUUCAACUGAAACAACUGAGGUUGAACAUAAAGGCCAAACUCAUGAAAGGGUCGUUGAAGGGCCAGUAAAACCUUGUAAGCCACCAGUAUUUACAAAAAAGAUGCAACCUUGUCGUGUUUUUGAACAUGAACAGGCAAGGUUUGAAGUUGAAUUUGAUGGGGAUCCAUUACCUACUAUUAAAUGGUAUAGAGAAAACUUCCCUAUUAAAAAUUCUCCUGACUUUCAAAUUCACACUUUUAGUACGAAAUCUAUAUUAAUAAUCCGACAAGUUUUUGUUGAAGAUUCAGCUGUGUUUGCAGCUGUAGCUGAAAAUAGAGGGGGUACUGCUAAAUGCAGUGCUAAUUUGGUGGUAGAAGAACGAAGGCGUCAGGGAAGAGGUGGGGUUAUUCCUCCAAGUUUUACUCUGACGGCACAAAAUGUUAACGUAACUGCCGGUCAACUCGUUCGUUUUGACACAAAAGUAACUGGAACUAAACCGAUAGACGUGUAUUGGCUUAAUAAUGGCAAGAAAGUUCAGCCUGAUAUAAGGAAUAAGAUUCUAGAAGAAGACGGAACAUACACACUUCUUAUACUCGAAGCUUACCCUCAAGAUUCGGGUAAAUAUGAAUGUGUUGCAAUCAACAGUGCCGGCGAAGCAAGAUGUGAUGCCGAAUGUAUAGUAUCUGCCCCUGCUACCAAAGAAAAACCUAAGCCUCAAACUAAAGUUGCCAAUGCACCUCCUGAAAUUAUUGAACCUCUGAAAGAUAGAGUCGUUACCGAGGGACAAGCAAUAGAAUUUGGAUGUAAAAUAGUUGGUAAACCAACGCCAACAGUGCAAUGGUACAAAGGCGAUAAAUUAAUAAAACCUUCGAAAUACUUCCAAAUGUCUAGGACGGCGGAUGAUUAUACUUUACGCAUAUCUGAAGCAUUCCCUGAAGACGAAGGUGAUUACAAAUGUGUAGCUUACAAUUCUGCAGGCAGAGUAACUGUAGCAGCGAAGUUGAAGGUUAUCCAACCUGACCAAGCCGAUAAUUUACCCACACUUACUCCUCUACGAGACGUUGUUGUUUAUGAAGGCCAACCAGCACAAUUCAAAACACAAAUAACUGGCAAGAUCAAGCCUACGAUUCAAUGGCUUCGUGAGGGAGCACUUAUUCCUGAAACCCCCGACUUUCAGAUGAUUCAUGAAGGUAACAACGCAGUGCUGCUUAUCGGUAACACUUAUGAAGAGGACACUGGAACUUUUACUUGCCGUGCAACAACUGCCGCCGGCCAAGUCGAGACUUCGGCAAAGCUAGUCGUCAAAAGUAAGACAUAG
Molecule: messenger RNA, 14445 nt
Organism: Parnassius mnemosyne (clouded apollo)
Lineage: Eukaryota; Metazoa; Arthropoda; Insecta; Lepidoptera; Papilionidae
Source: the annotation of a GenBank genome assembly